This is a messenger RNA of Rhinolophus ferrumequinum (greater horseshoe bat), 10681 nucleotides long. RefSeq names its product tetratricopeptide repeat and ankyrin repeat containing 1 (gene TRANK1). Lineage: Eukaryota; Metazoa; Chordata; Mammalia; Chiroptera; Rhinolophidae. The coding region runs from base 279 to 9239 and encodes 2986 amino acids. The record is from RefSeq and is a predicted model, not a curated record. Gene Ontology annotation, molecular function: protein binding; ATP binding. The transcript is spliced from 24 exons.
AAUCUUCGGUUUCUCCCAACUACGUGGAAACUUGGAAUAGGUCUGCGGCUGCACACAGCUGGGCGCCAGGGUCCCCGCGCCCCCGCCCCUUCUCAUCACUGCCCCGGCGCUGAUCCGCCCGGGAGCAGGGGGCCCCGGCGCGGCCACUGCACCGCGCCGCCCCUGCCCGGUACCGCGGCUUUCGGGCUUCCGCACCGCCCGCUGCGUCCUGUCCCUAGGGAAGCGGCUCCCGAGGCGGUGGCGGCGGCGGGCCCAACGCGAGCCCUCGGGCCCGUGCCAUGUGGGACCCGCGGGCAACUAGGAUGGACCCCACAGUUUACGCUGAGCUGUUGAAAGAAUCUGGCAACCAGGUUUUUAAGAAUGGGAACUUCUCUUUGGCCAUCAGAAAGUACGAUGAAGCCAUCCAGAUUCUCCUGCAGUUAUACCAGUGGGGGGUUCCCCCCAGGGACUUGGCUGUGCUGCUGUGCAACAAAUCCAAUGCAUUUUACAACCUUGGGAAAUGGAACGAGGCAUUUGUGGCUGCCAAGGAAUGUCUCCAGUGGGAUCCAACCUACGUGAAGGGAUACUACCGAGCGGGUUAUUCCUUGCUGCGGUUGCUCCAGCAUUAUGAAGCUGCUCGCAUGUUUUUUGAGGGUCUUCGACUGUUACAGCGCAGCCAGGAUCAGACCCAGGUUGCUGAUUUCCUUGUGGGAGUUUUCACCACUAUGGGCAAUGACCCCAUUGUUUUGCAAAGUUUCUUGCCCUGCUUUGAUCAUAUUUUCACCACUGCAUUCUCAACAGAAGUGUGGCAAUCUGUAAUAGAAAAGCUGGCAAAGAAGGGAUUGUGGCACUCAUUUCUACUUCUGUCAGCGAGAAAAGACCGACUGCCAAGAAAUAUCCAUGUCCCAGAGUUAUCACUGAAAAGUCUCUUUGAGAAAUAUGUCUUCAUUGGACUUUAUGAGAAGAUGGAACAGGUGCCCAAGUUAGUCCAGUGGCUCAUCUCCAUUGGUGCAAGUAUUGAGACUAUAGGACCUUAUCCUCUCCAUGCCCUCAUGCGACUCUGUAUCCAAGCAAGAGAAAACCAUCUUUUCAGGUGGUUAAUGGACCACAAGCCCGAGUGGAAAGGCCGCAUCAACCAGAAGGACGAGAAUGGCUGCACCGUCCUACACGUGGUUGCUGCCCACUCCCCAGGAUACCUCAUCAAGCGACAAACAGAGGAUGUGCAGAUGCUCCUGCGCUUCGGGGCAGACCCCACCCUGCUGGACCGCCAGUCCCGGUCCCCCGUGGAUGUCCUGAAGAGGAAUAAGAACUUCAAAGCCAUUGAGAAAAUCAAUAGUCACUUGGAAAAACUGGCUGUGUGUUCUAAGGACCUAUCAGGACUGAGCAAUGGCGAUGGACCCAUUAGUGAGAGUGACAGUUUCCGGAAGGCCUCCGCACAGCUGGUGAAGUACAUGAACUCAGGAAACCGGUUAUUGCAUAAAAACUUUCUGAAGCAAGAUGUAGUUCAGAGGUUCUUGCGCCUCCUUUCUUCUCUGCAAGAAAUUCCUGCUGACCUGGUCUGUGACAUUAAUCGUGACUGUGCCAACACCUUCAUCAAGUUUUUACUGGAAAAACAGAAAUGGCCUGAAGUGCUUCUGCUGCUGACCCGCAAAGUAAGCGGGGAGCCACCGCUCGGAGAUUCCCUCAUCAAAGACUGCAACUUCGCCGACCUUGACCUCUGCACCAUCAUCCCUCUGCUCAGCACCUGGGACCAUCGCAGGACACAGCUCCUGAGCUGCCUGAUAGACGGUGGAGCCUUGCCAGAGGGUCUUCAGAACAGCCAGGAGAGGCCGCUCGUCAUGUGCCUGAAACACGAAGACUUCGAGUUGGCUUUCCUUCUGUUGACCAAGGGUGCAGACCCCCACGGCAUUUCCCUCAUGGAAGGCGAUACUCCUUUGCAUGCAGCACUCCACAUCUUUUUAGAUAUCAAUGCUGACAUCGGUUUUAACUUCCUCACCUACCUGUUGGACCUAUUCUGGUCCAACUCCACCGAAUUUCACUACCUCAACCCCAACAUCCAGGACAGCAAUGGGAACACGCUGAUGCACAUCCUCUUCCAGAAGGGCAUGCUGAAGCGAAUGAAGAAGCUGUUAGACGUGCUGGUGAAGUUUGACAUCAACUUCAACCUGAAGAACAAAGAAGGCAAGGACGCACGGCACCGGAUUAAGAAGAAUGACCCUCUGCUCCUAGCCUGGAACAAAGCUCUCAUGGAGAGCCGGCGGAAGAGCCGGCAGGAUGCGGCUGCCCACCCGGGGAAAUUGCCGAAGUCUGCGGCCCCUGGUCACAUAUCUCAGCUCAAGUCCCAGGUUUCAUCCAAGUUGCUGCCAGGCAGUGUCACUGCCAGAUCCCGGCCUGAAGGAGCCAUGGUCCCUGACAGCUGGGAGACUCUCCCGGAUGCCCAGAUGGUAAGGCAGGAGCCUGAAGCUGUCAGGCCCUGCUCUCUGAGAGACCGCCUAGUGCAGGACAUCACGGUUUUGAUUGAGCGGGUUGAAUUGGAUACGUCUCUCCCAAGGGACUAUCCUCAGGACUCCAAACCUCUGGAGACUGGAGAUGGCACCCAAGUAAAGAAAGAUGAGCUCCAGCGAGCCCUAGGGGCGGGGGGCUCUGACCAUAGUGGGAACAAACUUGCCGUCCUGGAGGCAGGGGACGGACAUGCUCAGGCAGGCCUUGGGGCCUCGCAGCUCAUUCCUGUUGGUCACAGAGGCAGGGAGGUCUGUGGUGACCAGGAUGACCCGAGCGUGCAGGAAGUUGAGUUCUGCCUCCAGGACUUUGAGAAUAUGACGUGGGAGAUCGAGUGCACUUCGGACAUGCUGAAGAAGCUGUCCAGUAAGGUGAUGCCCAAGGUCAUGAAGAAGAAAAUCAUCCUGGCUAUCCAGCAGCUGGGGAAUGGUGAGUGGACCCAGGGCCUGCAGAAGCGGCUGAAGCAUCUAAAAGGAAACAUCCAGCUCUAUGAGGCCAAGCUGGACAAAGGAGCCCGGAUGCUGUGGGAGCUUGCCAUCGACUUCUCCCCUCGAUGCAGCGAGAACCCAGAGAAGAUCAUUGCCACGGAGCGGAGUUCACACUCCAUGGAGAAGUCAGGGCGGGUCUACACGGAAAUCAUCCGGAUCUGGGACAUCGUCUUAGAUCACUGCAAACUGUCGGACUCCAUCAGGGCCAUCUGCAAUGCCUACAACCGGGGCUUGUCCUGUGUCCUGCGAAAGAAGCUGAAGGGUAUCAACAAAAGCCAGGUGUCAAACAACAUGAAAAUCCAAAAGCGGAUACCCCGCUGCUAUGUGGAGGACACGGACGCUGACAAGAGCCGGGAGCCCGUGGAGCCAGUGGAGCCCGAGUACUUCCCCCCGGCCAGCGCAGUGCAGACGGAGUACAACAUCAUGAAGUUCCACAGCUUCAGCACCAACAUGGCCUUCAACAUCCUCAAUGACACAACAGCGACGGUGGAGUACCCCUUCCGGGUCGGGGAGCUCGAGUACUCGGUGAUUGACCUCAACCCCAGGCCGCUGGAGCCCAUCCUCCUCAUCGGGCGGAGCGGCACUGGGAAGACGACCUGCUGCUUGUAUAGGCUGUGGAAGAAAUUCCAUGUUUACUGGGAAAAAGCCGAGCGAGCAGAAAGCCCGCUGCUGGUGAAGCAGAUCUGGCCAAAGAGAAAGUUGGAAGUGGAACCCAGAAAGGAGGGUCCAAGUGGAGAGGAAGAGGAGGACGAGGACGAGGAUGAGGAUGAGGACGAGGAAGGUUCUAUGGAAAUGGAGACGGUGGACAGUGGAGAUGAGGAGCAGGAGCAGGAAAGUGAAGCCUGCACAGGGAGAGCCAGUGGGGAGCCUGGGGCGCCUGGCCACGGGGCGGAAGUAUGUGCCCCCCACCAUCCUCACCAGCUGGAGCAUUUACAUCAGAUCUUCGUGACCAAGAACCACGUCCUGUGCCAGGAGGUCCAGAGGAAUUUCAUUGAGCUUUCCAAGUCUACCAAAGCCACCAGCCACUACAAACCAUUGGAACCCAAUGUUCACAAACUCCAGGACCUGAAGGAUGAGAACUUCCCUCUGUUUGUCACUUCCAAGCAGCUGCUCCUCCUGCUUGAUGCUUCUCUGCCCAACCCGUUUUUUCUGAGAAAUGAAGAUGGCAGCUUGAAAAGAACCAUUGUGGGAUGGUCCACGCAGGAAGAACUGACCAUCCCCAACUGGCAGGAGGAUGAGGAAGAGGCUGAGAUGGAUGGGGACACUGGCGAGGAGGAGAAAGUUGUGGAAAUGCGUUCAUGUGACAUCGACCCCCGAGUGUACGUAACAUUUGAGGUGUUCACCAAUGAAAUAUGGCCCAAAAUGAACAAAGGGAAAACCUCCUACAACCCGGCACUGGUUUGGAAGGAAAUAAAAUCUUUUCUGAAGGGCUCCUUUGAGGCCCUCAGCUGCCCACAGGGGAGACUCACGGAAGAAGCAUAUAAGAAAUUAGGGAGGAAGCGGUCCCCCAAUUUCAAGGAAGACCGGAGCGAGAUCUACAGCCUUUUCCGCCUGUAUCAGCAGAUCAGGUCUCAGAACGGUUAUUUUGAUGAAGAGGAUGUUCUGUACAACUUGUCCCGGAGGCUGUCGAAGCUCAAGGUGCUCCCGUGGUCCAUCCAUGAGCUCUAUGGCGAUGAGAUUCAGGACUUCACUCAGGCCGAGCUCGCGCUGCUGAUGAAAUGCAUCAACGACCCCAAUGCCAUGUUCCUGACGGGGGACACGGCCCAGAGCAUCAUGAAGGGCGUGGCCUUCCGCUUCAGCGACCUGCGCUCUCUGUUCCACUACGCCAGCAGAAACACUGUAGACAAGCAGUAUGCCGUCCGCAAGCCUAAAAAGAUCUACCAGCUGUACCAGAACUACAGGUCCCAUUCUGGAAUCCUCAAUCUGGCAUCAGGAGUGGUGGAUUUACUUCAAUUCUAUUUCCCAGAAUCUUUUGAUCGCCUUCCAAGGGAUUCUGGCCUCUUUGAUGGUCCGAAACCAACUGUCCUGGAGUCUUGUAGCGUAAGCGACUUGGCAAUUUUGCUACGAGGGAACAAAAGAAAAACCCAGCCCAUUGAAUUUGGAGCCCACCAGGUAAUCCUUGUAGCCAAUGAAAUGGCAAAGGAGAAAAUUCCAGAAGAGCUGGGGUUAGCGCUCGUGCUAACAGUUUAUGAAGCAAAAGGCUUAGAAUUUGAUGAUGUCCUCCUCUACAACUUUUUUACUGAUUCUGAGGCUCACAAGGAAUGGAAGAUCAUUUCCUCUUUUAUACCUUCAUCAUCUGACUCCAGAGGGGAAAACCAGCCACUGACUGAAGUGCCCCUGGAGAAACCCAGCUCCUCUCAGGGUCGGUCUGUCAUGAUGAAUCCAGAAAUGUACAAGCUCCUCAAUGGCGAGCUGAAGCAGCUGUACACCGCCAUCACACGGGCUCGGGUCAACCUCUGGAUCUUCGAUGAGAACCUAGAGAAGCGGGCUCCUGCUUUCAAAUAUUUCAAUAGAAGAAAUUUUGUCCAAGUUGUGAAGACAGAUGAAAAUAAAGACUUGGAUGACAGCAUGUUUGUUAAGACCUCCACCCCUGAGGAGUGGAUCGCACAAGGGGAAUACUAUGCAAAACAUCAGUGCUGGAAGGUUGCAGCCAAGUGUUACCAAAAAGGGGGUGCGUUUGAGAAGGAGAAACUGGCACUGGCCCACAACACCGCCCUGAAUAUGAAAUCUAAGAAAGUCAGCCCCAAGGAAAAGCAAAUGGCUUACUUGAAACUGGCUAAGACCUAUUUGGAGUGCAAUGAGCCAAAGCUGUCCCUCAAGUGUCUGAGCUACGCCAAGGAGUUCCAGCUCUCUGGUCAGCUGUGCGAAAGGCUCGGGAAGAUAAGAGAUGCCGCCUAUUUCUACAAGCGAAGCCAAUGCUACCAAGAUGCUUUCAGAUGCUUUGAGCAGAUUCAGGAAUUUGACCAAGCCCUCAAAAUGUACUGUCAAGAGGAGCUUUAUGAAGAAGCUGCUGUUGCAGUGGAAAAGUAUGAAGAAAUGCUAAGGGCCAAGACCCUUCCCAAACCCAAGCUCUCCUAUUCUGCCAGUCAGUUUUACUUAGAAGCUGCAGCAAAGUACCUGAGUGCCAAUAAGAUCAAGGAGAUGAUGGCUGUCCUCUCGAAGCUAGACAUAGAUGACCAGCUGGUGUUCCUGAAGUCUCGGAAACGGCUCGCAGAAGCCGCAGACCUACUGAACAGGGAAGGUCGGAGAGAAGAUGCUGCUUUGCUUAUGAAGCAACAUGGCUGCCUCCUGGAGGCUGCCAGGCUCACUGCCAACAAAGACUUUCAGGCCUCAUGUCUGCUGGGGGUUGCCCGCCUCAAUGUAGCCAGGCAAUUGGAUGUAGAACAUACCAAGGCCAUUCUGAGCGAAGUCCUUGAUCUCUGCUGCCAAACCAAUCAGCUGUCCGGCAUUGCUGAGGCCCAGUUCUUGCUGGGGGUAAUCCAGGGAGACUUUCAGAAGCUCAAGGAUGCCUUCUUUAAGUUUGACAACCUCAACCACUCAGCUGGAGUGGUGGAAGCGCUCUACGAAGCCACCAACCAGUGUGCGGCUGAGCCUCAGAAGGUUCUAGCCCUGGCUCCGGGGGGCUUGGAAGUCCUGCUCAAUCUGGUCAGAGCCCUCAAAAGAGUGACCAACAAUGCUGAGAAGGAUAUGGUCAAGUCUUGCUUUGAGUUUUUUGGGAUUUCUCAGGUAGAUGCCAAAUAUUGCCAGAUAGCUCAGAACGACCCUGGACCCAUAUUAAGAAUAAUUUUUGACCUGGAUUUGAACUUGAGAGAGAAGAAGACAAAAGACCCUUUCUUGAUAAUGACUGACCAAGUGAAAUUAGCCCUAAACAAACACCUUUUGAGCAGGCUGUGUCAGAUCACACGGAACCUGCUUGGGAAGAACUACCCGGGCAUCUGCAUGAGGUUUAUUGUUGGCUUAAAAUGUGAGGAUAAAAAUUGUGAAGAUUUCCAUAGGCCUUUGCGGCGUUGUGAAGCCAGGUGUUUGGUUCAGUCAAAAAUGCACCUGGUUGCAAUCAAUGGAUUGCUUUUGGAAGCCAAGAAAGUGUUCCCUAAAAUCUUAGCUGAAGAACUUGGAGAAAUUGAUUACAUUUUGUCUACGGAUAUGUAUCACCUUUGCAAAUCCUUCCUGAAUGUCCUCUUCCCUAAGCAUUUCCAUCAAAGAGUGUUGUCAGAAAACCCCGUGGCAUGCAAAGAAAUCCUGAAACCAAAUUAUAAAUCUUUCCGAUCUUACAGGUUUGCUCUGAAAGAGUACAUCCAUUUCCUGUUUCAAAACGAAAGGGCACGAAGGCGCCGGGAAUCUACAGACCUGUGGCUCAGCGCCAUGCAGGCGUUCCUCUCCUCCUCCAACUACCCGGAGGAGUUUGAAAAGCUGCUGCGCCAGGAGGAAGACAAUUACCACAGGGAACUCAAAGCUCUAGAGUCUGAAAAAGAGGAACGGGGCAGGGGGAGAGGCAGCAGGAUGAGAGGAAUAGAAGGGAAAUUCGGCAUGCUGGCACCCAACAAGGAUGACGCGAGUACCGAGAAGACCCACCUGUGCUUCAUCCGGCUGCUGGAGAAUUGCAUCGACCAAUUCUACGUGUACAGGAACCCAGAGAACUACAAGAGGCUCUUCUUCCGUUUCAUGAACGUCCUUGUCAAGCGGUGCAAAGAACCACUCAUCCCCAGCAUUGGAAACACAGUGGCGCUGCUGGAGUUCCAGUUCAUCCACUGUGGGGUGGUCCUGGCCCGCCUCCGGAAGAACACCAUCCUGUGCCUCCCCAAGAGCUACCUUGCGCUCUUGUACUACUGGGAGUUUCUGUGCAGCAAGAAGGACAAGGAGCUCGGGGACGUGUUCUCCAUCAUUCAGGAGUACAAACCUAAGGAUGUGACAAGAGCCGUUCAGGAUUUCCGGUUCCACCUGUCCUACCUUGCCAAGGUGCUCUGCGGCUACGAGAAUAUGGACUUCAACGUCCUGCUGGAUGCCUUCGCCGACAUAGACUACGUGGUGUCCGGGGAAGCAGAGCGGACUCUGGUGCUGUGCUUGGUGAUGCUGGUGAAUGCAGAGGCCAUUCUGCAGCCGUUCUGCAAAUCUCUUCUGCAUCGCCACUUCCAGGAGAUCGAGAGGAGGCUGCAGCUGAUGAGCAUGGAUUGUCCAGGCCAGGUUCCCGAGAGGCUCCUGAAAGUGGUGAAACAGGUGUUGAUGGCAGUCAGUGUGAAGUCGAUGGCAGAAGCGCUGCAAGACCUGCUCUUUGAGCGAGAUGAAGAGUACCUGAUGGACUGCUGCUGGCGGUGGGACAGCGUGCACACCAAAGGGGUCAUGGUCCGCGGCCUCUAUCACGAGGAGGUCAAACUAAACCGCCUGCUCUGUGUGGACCCCGUGGACUACUCUGCCGAACCGGAGUGUGAGUUUGACCAGAACGAGACGGAUGAGCUGGCGUUAGAAGACCGAGAUCACCUCCUCGCCACCAUCCUUUCCCAGAGGCAGCGGAAGGCUUCCAUCCAGCGGAAGUUGAGAAGAGUAUGCCUGGUGGUGUCCCUAUGCAUCAGCUGGAGGAGAAGGGUGAGUGCCCAGACAGAGUGCUUCAGGGAGGAGGCCAGGGAGCCCGGGACUGGGAACUUCAAAAAGGCCGACAUCGACAGAACCCAGUGUGACCUGUGUGGAGUGAAGUUCACCCGAGGUCCUGAGAACUAUUUCAGCCCCAGUAAAGACUUCGAGGGAGAUGCUUCAGAGACUGUGGCCCUUUCUGGGGCCGAGCUGGACGACAAGGAAGGUUGGGAGAGGAAUAGCGAGACUUACGAGCAGCACAUCUGCCAAGAAGGCCACCAGAGGCAGCAGAUGGCCUACCAGAAAUACUCUGAAUUUUUCCAUGACAAGGUGGACCCGGCUAUUGACGAGGGCAAGCUGGUGGUGCAGGAUAUUGAGCAGAGCGUGUGGAUCCGUAGUCACCUGGGCUCCAAAGAGCAGAGCCACAUGCUGCAGAGGAAGGUCCAAGAGAACAUCAAGAAGGUUUCGGAUACAGUGGAGGACCUGUACAGGCGGAAGGCCUGGGCUGGUGCGGAGGAGGUGAUGACUCGGCUUGUCAACAUUCUGAGCCCGUCAGUCAGGGAUGCACGGGAGUGGCUGAAGAAAACAGAAGUCCACUUAAAGGAGGAAGGCAUCAUUCAGGAAGAUGAAUACGAAAAUGAAGUUGAAGACUUUGGUGAGCUUCGUCCUAAAAGACGUGCACGGAAAUGUGGAAAGCAGAGGAAAUAACUAAGGUUCCCACAACUGCCUCAACCUUCAGAACAUUCCAUCCUGACUUAGAAUUCUGAGUGCUGCGGCAGAGGAGAAAAGGAAUGUAAAGCAGCUUUAAAAAGUAGGGGAGUCUAGCAACCUCUUUGCUUUUUGUUCCCGUUACUUCUCUUUCUGUGGUGGCUUAGGGUCUGGCUGCUCCCUCAGAGCGGGGCCCUCUAAUGCUUUCCCAGUUAAAGUCCAGCAGUGUUAGUUCCCCUAAAACAUGACAGAUGAGAGGAGUCAUCAGUGAAGGGAUAGCUCCUCGCCCCAAAGCCCCCAAGUUCUCUGGCUCCUCCCCAACACGACAGGAGUUAGUAGGAGGGACACCCCUCACCUCAGUUGCCACUGUCCUGGGCCAGGAAAUGCCUCCACAGAUCCCCCAUCUCCUUUUCCAUGGCUGCAACAUCGAGUAGUGCAAGAGCUGUGUGUGCCCAGUCUCUGCGGGCCCUACUGUCGGCCACUCCUGCCCCCAAGUCCCAUCCUGGUCACCUCUGAGCCUACUUGUAGCCUAGUUCAUUGCAUUAUAUAUGUUAGCCUUUUCUCUCUGUGGUAACUUUUCUGCCCUCCGUCCCCUCCCCUCCCCCAUUCCCAGCUGCCUGUGCACAUUAUGGUUAGACUACCUCAGAAUGUAGUCAGGAGUUCCCCCAGCAUCCUUUGCGUGGCCAACCUCAGGACCUUCCCCUGGAAGGAAAGGCUGGGGGGUGUGGCCAGGGGCUUCCCGGCCUGCCUCUCCAAGGUGGUCCUAACUCCACCUUGGCUAUGGUGCAGACAUUCCAAACAGUGUUUUGUAUGUAGCCUGGUAUAUCUGGUUCUUUUGGUUCUCCCAGGCAAGUUUGUCAUCCUAGCUCAGGUUGACAUUCUGAUGAGGUUUGUCCCACUGAGCUCACCACGGUGGGACAGUGACUUGCAGAGAUGCAGGUGAGGGACAAGCGGACAGAAAGGGGAGCCAGUCUUAUAGUGCCGAUCCCUAGGGAAUAUGGCUGUGAAUCACUGCCCUGUGGCUGGUAGGCCCUGUAAGAGGCGGGGUGGGGCGUGGGUCUGUCUGUGGGAGGCCAGUGCUUUCUCCUCCCACCCCCCUGGGCCAGCAGCCAUCAGUACAGUCCCAUUUGGGAAGCCUUCAUGCCUCUCUGAUUACUGCCCACCCUUUCCCCAGCCUCUCAGUUCAGCCUGGUGGGAAAGGUCAGGUUCGCCUUGGCCCUUCCUUGUUUCUGUUGUCACCACAGAACCAACUUUCUCCCCAUGUUGCUGCUGCUUUUGCUGCUCAUUGUUUUCUCUUCAUUGCUUUUCUAAAUGACUCUCUUUCCUUGAAAUGUUUAUGUUUCUAAUUUUUAUUAGGUUAUGUUUCUAAUUUUUAUUCCAGGUGUUUUUUAUAAACUUCACUCGCCAGAAAAAAAAAAAAAGGGGAAAAAAUCAAAUCUGUA